Messenger RNA from Meleagris gallopavo (turkey), 7553 nucleotides. The record is from RefSeq and is a predicted model, not a curated record. NCBI's taxonomy places the organism in Eukaryota, Metazoa, Chordata, Aves, Galliformes, Phasianidae.
GUUCUGUUUAUUUGACUGUUUCAGCUGAAUUUCAUGCUGUAAUUUUUUUUAUGUGAGUUUGUUCAGUUUUUGUAAUCAUGCAAGCAUUAUGAAGAUGGUAAGAAAGGUCGAUGAUAGAAAUGGUAGGGAAAAAAAAUGAAGUAGGAAGAAAAUGUGUUACCCAGCUCUUAUUUGUACAGCCUGAGGUAGUUUGGUUAAAUUUGUUAUGAUAUUUCAGUAGUAUUGGUAGAAUUCUGGGCAGUGAUUAUCCAGGAGGUACAGGUUUACAGUUGCUAAUGAAUUGUGUUCUAUUGUUUUUUGUAAUGUGCUGCCGUUAAACUUGGGGACAUUUAAAACAAGAGGAGGUAGAGAAUAGAUCAGAAUGCGUGGUUAUUUUAUGGCAGAUACACAAGCACUGAAUAGGUGCCUUACAUUGCUGUCCUAAAAAGACCGACUUCUCUUUAAUUUAGCAUAUGUAUAAUGAAAGACUAUUAGGAAUUCUGUAGGAUUUCUUGAGGACUGGCUUAUCCCCUGAUUCUUGUUGUAUAAUCCUUUUUCUUUUGAAGCUUGGAUCUCUGAAUGAAAAUGCAUUUUUGACAACAGCUUGUGAGUUUCUUUAACAAGAUUUUUUAAUUAAAUCUUAUUGAUAGCUUUCAAGUAAUGCAUAAACAAGAGUAAUAACAGCUAUUAAGUAAGUAUGAGAUUGCUCUCUCUCUCAGCUCGGUAUUAUUUUAGUUGUGUUUUGCUAGUAUAAAUGUGGAUAAUUAAUCUAAAAUACCUAUUUAAGCUUCCAUAUGGUGUAGAAUUUCUGAAUUAGUGUGUUUAGCAGAUAUGUAGUGUCUGCAGUAUCUGUCAAAAAGCUUUAACAUCAGUGUAGUGAGAAAGGCUCAUAAAAAUAUUUAAAAGGAAUCAGAAACAGGUUUUUAUCCUUAAGUAUUUGGAAUGUUUGAAAGAAAAAUACAGUGACGUCUACUUCCUCGUUGUAGUGUUGCUGAUUGUAGGGCAUAUCUUGUUUUUGCUUGGUGGCUGAGGCUGAUUUAAGGCACCUGUAUAUACUGCUGUUACAUUAAGAAACUUACUGACUGCUUGAUUACUAAUGUGACUCAGUAUCCAUUUCUGGAAAGAUAUGCAGUUGGCUGUGUCAAGGUUUGGUAGUAUGUUUUCUUUAACAGCACUCUGCUUGCAAGUACUGUUAAAAAGCUUAAGAUCAGAGUUUGUUGCUGCCUUUCAAAGCUAGUUUCAGGGAAGCCUAAAGAUUGCACUGCUGCCAAAGGAAGCAAUCCUGAAUGGUGGCUACUUGCAGCUUACCUGUCGUGGUCCAGAUGUGGGGUUGUGUCAUGAGCCAUACUGCAAAAUCAUUUGUAUUGCAACUAAUCACGUGAUCUCUAUGUUUUCUGGUCUGGUUCACAGUGUGGCUGCUCAAAUACUUGUGCUGGCAUAAGGGAGAAAACCAUCAGGAAUGUGAGUUACUAGACAACUGCGGGGAUGGGACUGUUUCUUUACACGAGUAGUGCCAGCUUGUUCUGACUUAAUGUUGUCGAGCUACAGAAGCUUCCUUUGUAAUAGCCAGCUUUCUUCUGACACCGUGAUGAAAUGCUUGAGAGUUUAGCAUCGAUUUUCCCACAUUUAGUGCAGAAAGCAAGGGGAAAAGAAGCUCGAGUUGCCAGAACCACGCAGAUAACAGCAUUGGUGUUUUAGAUAUAGACCGUGUUUCUUGCAGUUGUGUUCCUUCUUUAAAUGCUCAGCAGUAGGCAUCUUGCAUCACAUUCUUCAUGCACAGCUUUGCAACCUCUAGGUCACCUGAGACUGGUCAAGAGAUAAGCUUAAUGCAGCCACGUAAGUGAGGCAGCUGGUCUUUUGAUUUGUGGAUUAAUGUUACUGCUUAGAAAUGUGAUGUGUAUAGCAUCUCUCUUUUUUGUUGUGUUGCCUGACAUGAUGUGACUUCAGACUGUGACAGUGGGGACAAGAGAGUCCCCAGGAAGAGGCUGCUGGUGAUGUAACUCUUUAUGUACCACUGUUUUUCAAAUUCUCUGUAAUAGAGAUCAAUCAACUAUUUUAAUUCUUGCACACUGUAAGAAUAUACGCAUUGCCAAACCUUUAUUUGAAAAAAAAAAAAGUCUAGACAGUGUUUUCAUUUCUGCUCCCAUGUGUGAAAGUUCUUUGGAAAAAGAUUUUUUGCAUGUCAAGCAUUUGUAACAGUUAAAUGGAAGCAAAACUGAAAGUAGUUGAGAUAUUCUGUUCAGUAUUUAAGGUUUUUUAUUCAACACUCUUGUUUUCAAGUAGUUGGCAAAAAGAGUAGCCAUGGUAUAUCCCAUGGGUGAUGCAAACACUUGUCUAAGUUAGGAUUCUGAUUUCAGUUAGCAGCAGCCAAUUGUUUUUAAAACUUGGAUGUAGAGAUAACAUCGAAAUAUAGUAAAUAUUGAUUUUAAAAUCUAGCACUGAACUUCAACCACUUAGCUGAAGUUUGUAUGAAUUUUUCUGUGUAAGAAUGCUCUAAUUAACCUUUGCUAGCUAAUGCCAUCUCACCUUUUGUCUAGACAAGAUCUGAAAUGGUCCGAUACACUACUGUGCUCCUUCAGAGACUCAUGCUUGCUGAUGAUGAGAAGUAAAAACUUUAACUUGUUAAAGCAUAUAUUUUGUAAAAAUUGGAAAUAUCUUGGUCACUACUAGUGAAUGGGAUUUGUGUUGCUGAAAGCAUAAACGGAGAAUUUUAAAAUAACUGAUUGAUUGACACAGACCUGUGGCUUGAGGUUAGUUUCAGAUGAGAUUAGUCUCUUUGGGGCCACACAGACUCAGUGCAACUGUGAUGGGGGAAAGUUAAAUGGGGCAAGAGUGACCAGUGAUAGGGAAAGAAGAAGUUUAUCUACUGGGAAAAAAUGGGUCGAUCUAACUCUAGAUCACAUUCUUCAAGAUCGAAGUCCAGAUCCCAGUCCAGCUCUAGAUCAAGAUCCAGGUCACACUCUAGAAAAAAGAGAUACAGUUCUAGGUCUCGUUCAAGGACAUACUCACGAUCUCGCAGCAGGGAUCGUGUUUAUUCUAGAGAUUAUCGCAGAGAUUACAGAAAUAAUAGAGGAAUGAGACGUCCCUAUGGUUACAGAGGAAGAGGUAGAGGGUAUUACCAAGGAGGAGGUGGUAGAUACCAUCGUGGAGGUUAUAGGCCUGUCUGGAACCGAAGACACUCCCGAAGCCCUAGGCGUGGCCGUUCACGUUCCAGAAGUCCAAAGCGAAGGUCUGUGUCUUCACAGAGGUCCCGGAGCAGAUCUCGUCGAUCUUACAGAUCUUCCAGGUCCCCAAGGUCCUCUUCAUCUCGUUCUUCAUCCCCAUACAGCAAAUCACCUGUCUCUUCCAAAAGACGUGGGUCUAUGGAAAAGCAGGCAAAGAAAACUGAAGGGGCUCCUUUGCAAGAUAGCCCUUUGAAAAAUAAAUCACAAGACGAACAGAAAGAUACGUUUGAACAUGACCCAUCAGAAUCUCUUGACGAUUUUAAUAAAUCAUCAGCAGCUUCUGGCGACAUUUGGCCUGGCCUUUCAGCGUAUGAUAACAGUCCAAGGUCACCCCACAGUCCUUCUAUUGCCACCCCGCCUAGUCAGAGUUCAUCUUGCUCUGAUGCCCCUUUGCUUAGUACAGCCCACUCAGCAAAGGACACACCUCAACAUUCCCAUUCCAUUCAGCAUAGUCCUGAGAGGUCUGGCUCUGGUUCCGUUGGAAAUGGUUCUAGCCGUUAUAGUCCAUCUCAGAAUAGCCCAUUGCAUCACAUCCCUUCGAGGAGAAGCCCUGCAAAGACAAUCCCUUCACAGAGUGCUCCCCGUGAGGAGCCUCGAACACGUUCGUUUUAUCCUGAGACUGGGGAACAGGAAACUGUAAAAGGUGGAAAGUUUCUGAAAAGGUACACAGAUGAAGAGUCUAGAGUAUACCUGCUUGAUAGGGGUAAUACCAGGGAGAAGGAGGCCCAGAAGGAGAGAGGAUCAGAAAAAGGGAGGACAGAGGGAGAAAGGGAAUGGGAGGAUCAGGAAACUUUAGACUUUUUCGUUGAUAAAGAGACUGGGAAAGAGAAGUUUAAUGACUCUGAAGGGGAGGACACAGAGGAGACAGAGGAUUACAGACAGUUCAGAAAGUCUGUCCUGGCAGAUCAGGGUAAAAAUUUUCCUACUGCAUCUCACCGGAAUGCUGAGGAGGAAGGAACCAAAUACAAAUCUAAAAUAACAAUGAAGGGCAAUAGAGAGAGCGAUGGAUUUAGAGAUGAGAAAAGUUAUAAGCCUAAAGAGACUGGCUAUAUAGCGGAAAGGCCUAGUACAACAAAAGAUAAGCACAAGGACGAAGACAAGAGUUCUGAGAGACUAAUGAUGAAGAAAGAAACUCAGUCACCUGAGCAGGUAAAGUCUGAAAAGCUCAAAGAACUCUUUGAUUACAGUCCCCCUCUACACAAGAAUCUGGAUGCGAGAGAAAAAUCCACCUUCAGAGAGGAGAGCCCACUUAGGAUCAAAAUGAUAGCCAGUGACUCCCAUCGUCCUGAAGUUAAACUCAAAAUGGCACCCGUACCUCUUGACGAUUCCAAUAGACCCGCUUCCUUGACUAAAGACAGGCUGCUUGCUAGCACACUUGUCCAUUCCGUCAAGAAGGAGCAAGAGUUCAGAUCCAUCUUUGACCACAUUAAGUUGCCACAGGCCAGCAAAAGCACGUCAGAGUCAUUUAUUCAGCAUAUAGUGUCCUUGGUUCAUCAUGUCAAAGAGCAAUACUUCAAGUCAGCUGGAAUGACCCUAAAUGAGAGGUUCACUGCAUAUCAAAAAGCAACUGAAGAGCACUGCACUCGGCAAAAGAGCCCAGAAAUACAUAGGAGGAUUGACAUCUCUCCAAGUGCCCUGAGGAAGCAUACCCGUUUAGCAGGUGAAGAGAGGGUCUUUAAAGAAGAAAGUCAAAAAGGAGAUAAAAAAUUAAGAUGUGAUUCUGCUGAUCUUCGGCAUGACAUUGACCGCCGUAGAAAAGAGCGAAGUAAAGAGCGAGGAGACUCAAAGGGCUCCAGGGAAUCCAGUGGGUCAAGAAAGCAGGAGAAAACUUCAAAAGAUUACAAGGAUUACAAAUCUUAUAAAGAUGACAGUAAGCAAAAAAGAGAGCAGGACCGUGCUAGAUCUUCUCCAUCUUCCUCUCCAUCUGCUUCUUCAUCCAGUUCUCGAGAAGAAAAGGAUUGCAAGAAAGAAAGAGAUGAAGAGUUCAAAACUCACCACGAACAGAAAGAAUACUCUGGUUUUGCAGGAGUCAGCAGGCCAAGAGGCACCUUUUUUCGAAUUAGGGGCAGAGGAAGAGCCAGAGGAGUCUUUGCUGGAACAAAUACUGGUCCCAGCAACUCAAAUACUACUUUUCAAAAGAGACCGAAGGAAGAGGAGUGGGAUCCUGAAUAUACCCCAAAAAGCAAGAAAUAUUUCUUGCAUGAUGACAGAGAUGAUGGUGUGGAUUAUUGGGCCAAACGAGGAAGGGGCCGUGGUACUUUCCAGCGUGGCAGAGGGCGUUUUAACUUCAAAAAGUCAGGUAGCAGUCCGAAGUGGACACAUGACAAAUACCAAGGGGACGGGAUUGUGGAAGAUGAAGAAGAAACGAUGGAGAACAACGAAGAAAAGGACAGACGCAAGGAGGAAAAGGAAUAACCCUGGAAGAAAGCUGAAAGAGCAGCUUUUGCACCACCCACACAACAUUUUUAAUAUGUUCUUUUUGUUGUCAAAUGAAUGUAAGCAUUUUACUUAAAUUUUACUGUUGGAAGUAGUUUAGAAGGAUUGUUUUUCUGUUUUAAGCCUUUAGGAAAAAAAAAUCUUGAUAUAGUAAACUAUGUUAAUGAUCGUACAGUUAGAAAGUAAAAUAUUUGUAACAACUUUUAAGAAAUUUUACUGUUUGUUAUAUGCAGUGUAAUUCUGCUUUGUCCAAAUACAUGGUCAAGUACAACUCUUAAAAGUUUUGAUUCUCCCCUAUGUCUGUGUUUUAUUCUGAAGUAAACUUCCAGCUCUGCACACCUGAAAUCUUGGAGGAGCAUUUUUUAUCAGCUGAUUGCUACUUCUUUGUUGCUUUUUUUAAUUAAAAACGUUUUUAAUUAUAGUUAUCCAGUCAUAAUGUGAAUACAAAGUCAUGUAUGAGGUUGGUUAUACAUUAGUUCACAAGAAUCACAUUUACAGGAGGUCUUGAAAUAAGUUGAUUCUUGAUUCUUCUUCUCAUGCUAGAGAGAGAAACUAAAAGAUUGUAACUGUCACUGUUCUCUAGUAGCCUGAGGAAUACAUACGUAUAUGAAUUCUUCAGUGAGUUUCAGGAUUAUUUCUCUUUUGGAAUGUGCAUUUUAGAAACCUGUCUCCAAACCACUGGUGCUAGAAACUCUGAACAGGUCUGAAAACUGGAGUGCUCUCUGCCAUUUCUACAGCUGAUACAAAACUCUACAGCUGUCUUAGUUCUGUAACUUGUGUCCAGAACAGGUUAGUCAUGUAUUAUGAAUACCUUGUGAUGUCUUCCAUCAUCAAAAGACACUUCCCUUGUCAAGGGUAACAUAGUACUAUGUUUGAGGUUUUUUAAACCUGUAGUUUAAAUCACUGCGAGAUAAAGGUGCUGUCCAUAAUUAGGGGUGGCAUUUUCAGGGUCAACAAGGAUUAUAGUUUCAGCUUUAAGACAGUAGCUUAAUCUUCCACAUUUUAGUUAAGAAACUGAUGGCAGUAUCAGUGCUGCAUUUAUAUCAGUCUUGAUUUCAAUUUGUUAAAUUGCCUCUUUACUUUUUUUAUAUGGAAUCCCCUCUUCAGGUAAGUGAUCUGGCAAGAGAAAGUCUUUAAGUUUUCUAUCACGUCAGCAGCCUUAAGUGAGAUCUUGGAGGGAAAACAAACACACACCAACCCAACACAUUCCCCUGAAAAUACAUAAAGCAAGUUACAUUAAAAUUUGAAUCAGUAAAAAUACUCGGGAUAUACUAAAUGAUUAUGUGAAGUAUUCUGUUACCAUGCCCUGGAAAUACAUGCUCUUAGUAUUCCACUUUAUCCAGUGUGUAAGUCUGAAGUUGUAACUUGAUAAAAGCUGUUAGCAGAGGGUGUGAGAAAUGAGUUAGUCUUUCACACUGAUUUUUCUGAAUAGUUGUGCCCUUUCAGUAUUGCAGUUAAAGCAUAGGAGUCAGUCUACAGUAUUUAAAAAAAAAAAGUGCUUUUAAAAUGAAAAUCUAUUUGUCCUAAAUACAUUGCUCUCCUACUAGCUUUGUUAGUGAUUAACCAUCUGACCUAUCCAUGCUAAAUAAUAGAAGGCAAAAAAAACAGCAUUCUAACUGUAUUUGAAGAAAAUGGAUUUCAGAUUGCACUGCUGUACCAGCAUCUGUGUAGAAAGGGAAAUAGGAUUAAUAUUUGCCCUUCAGUGGUAGGUACUAAAAGAUAAUUUCUGCCUUACAUUUUAGGAAGUUUAGGCAGACUACCCUUUUUGUAAAACCUGCUUUUGUGUGUACAGUGCAUCUUUUAAUAACCAUUUGAAAUGUGAACUGAUUAUUUUUCGAAGUAAAUCUUGCAUGUAACUUGUGCAUACUAAUUAGAAGCAAGAAAAUGAGCAGAACAAUAAACUGGUAUACAGUG